AUAAAAUUGUUACUUGAAAAUCGAUGAAAGUUGAAAGCAAAGAUGUCUAAGAACAGAAAGAGUAAGGUACCUGGGGAGCCAACAGGAAGUGGCACUUCUUUGCUUGAGACUGCUACGGCUGCCAUCCAAGCCUUUGCUCCGGUCAACAAAAUCCAUCAACAUCUUUGUGCGUUUCACUUCUACUCUCACGACAUGACCCGCCAAGUGGAGGCACACCACUUUUGCGGACACCAGAAUGAGGAGAUGAGGCAGUGCCUCAUCUACGACAGCCCCGAAGCCAAUGCUAGACUCAUUGGCCUCGAGUACAUUGUCUCGGAAAAUCUCUUCAUGACACUUCCGGACGAGGAAAAGCGCCUUUGGCACUCGCACGAGUGCGCCGGGACCUGGAGUCGGUUUGCAAGACUUAUGGUAAAGUUUACCAUUUUUGGCAAGUUGACAAAGGUGACUGUCUCCCUCUUGGGGUGCCUCAGCUCAUGAUGGCGUUUACUAGAGAUGGCCAAGUCUACAAAGAGCUUGUACAAGAUUGUGGGAAGCGUUUGGGCGUGGAUCACGAGAAAGAGAGAAUGAACAGAGAGUAUAUGAAAGGACCCGAACAUGGAAUUGAUCCAUUGGCCAAUGGUGGAGGUAAAGGUCUUAAGACUGUUCUUAGAGAGGUCCAUCUCCCAAAUAAUCAACCUCCAUCUGCCACCAGGGUCUUUGUUUGAACAAUCAUCAUAUAUCUGGUGAUGAUGAAGAUGAUGCACAACUUGUAUAAUUAUUAACAAUGAUCAUAACAUUAUAUGUAUGAGGAGUAGGGAUCUCUUAAUCCAAAGUUGUCGUCUUUUAUUAGCACUUAAUUACCUUAGGAUCAGUUUGAGAAUAAAGGGUAUAAAGUGUUGUGAAGAACUCAUGUUAUGUAUUGGGAA
Molecule: messenger RNA, 905 nt
Organism: Arachis duranensis
Lineage: Eukaryota; Viridiplantae; Streptophyta; Magnoliopsida; Fabales; Fabaceae
Product: oil body-associated protein 1A
Source: RefSeq, a predicted model, not a curated record